AUGAUAAUCGACGAUGAAGCAGCCUUACGUGACUGGCUCGUUACAACACUCGAACCAUUAUGUGAUGCUGAACCCAUAGCUCUUGCUCGUUAUGUUCUUGCACUUAUUGCUAAAGAUAAACCAUUAGAUAAACUUCGUGAAAAUUGUAUUGAUCGUCUUGAAGUUUUUCUUGAUCGAGCAACAAAAGAUUUUGUUGAUCAAUUAUUUGAUGUUAUACGAAAUCGACGAUAUAUACCUGAAGGAAAAAAAGAAAAUGUACAACCGAAGCCAAGUGAAACAAACACUGAAACAUCUGGAAUACAACAACAGCAACAAAAUGUUGCAUUGCCAACAAAACAAGAAGAUAUACAACAAACAGAAAUAACUCCAAUAUCAACAACAUCUUCAUCUACAGCAAUCAAUCAACCAAUAAAAAGACGAUAUUCUUCUCGUUCUCAUUCGAAUAAUAAUAAUGAAAGUCAUAAACGUCAAUCGACAGAUUCACCAUUAGCUAAACGUACUCAACGUUCUUAUUCUCAUUCAUCAACUGAUUCUUCACCUCCAUCAUCUCCUAAAAAUCCGAAUUUUUUAUCGAAUAAAAUUCCAUGUAAAGAUUUUUUUGAUAAUAAAGGUUAUUGUGCUCUUGGAGAUUCAUGUCCAUAUGAUCAUGGAUCAAAUGUUUUAUCUUUUGAACAACAAAAUUAUUAUCCAUCAUAUCAACAAUAUGAUAUAUCAUCAACAAAUCCUCAUCAACAAUAUAAUCCUGAAAUACCUGAUUUAAAAUAUGAUUUACGUCAAACAUCAUCUAUGCUUAAUAGACAACCAUUACCUAUUGGUCAACGAACACUUGUUACUGUUGUAACUAAUGCAGAACCAUUAACAUCAGAACAAAGAUUACGACCAAAUAAUUCAAAUGGUCCUAUGCAUCGUACCAAACGACAUGUUACUACUGCACCAUAUCCAAUGGAUAGACGAACACAACAAUAUGAUCAACAAUCAAAUAAAAAUCAUCAAGAUACUAAUCAGAAUCGAGCUCGAAAACGUCCAUGGUCAAAACCUGAUGGAUCUGGAUCGACAUCAACAACACUUGAAAUACGUAAAAUUCCCGCUGAAUUUAAUACAAUAUCAAAAUUAAAUGAACAUUUUAGUAAAUUUGGUACUGUUACUAAUGUUCAGAUUGCUUUUGAUGGUUCUUCUGACUCAGCACUUGUUGCUUAUGCAACAUUUAAAGAAGCUGAAACCGCAUAUAAAAAUCCUGAACCAUUGUUUAAUAAUCGUUUUAUCAAAAUAUUCUGGCAUAAUUCUAAUAAAGGACAAAACCCAUCAAACACUACUAAUCCUAAUCCAACAUCAUCGGAUGCAACAUCAAUAAAAAAACAACGAACUACUCCAAAUUCAACAAAACAUCAUUGGACUAAAAUACAAAAAUCAUCAUCAAAUAAAAAUGAAAUACCACCAAAAAAAAAAUCAACAAUACCACCUGUUCCAUCUGUAAUUAAAAAAGAAGCAGCAAAAAAAGCUGCAAUAGAAAUUCGUCGUAAAAAACAAGGUUUAUUAGAAGAACAAAUUCAACAACAAAAAUUAUUAUUAAAAAAACUUGAAACAGCUGAAACAAAUGAAGAUAAAGAAUCAAUUCGAUCAUUAAUGAAACAAGUUGAUUCAACUAUUGUUACGCUGAAAGAUUCAAUUCGUACAAUACCAAUUAAAUCAUCGUUAUCAACAACAAAAAUAAGUCAACAAGAUCUACUUAAAAAACGUGCAGAAACAUUAAAAAAACAAAUUGAAAGUCUUAGAGCUAAAACAUCAGCAGAUAUGCGUCGUGCGAUAAGUAAUACAAUAGAAAAUGAAAUUUCGAAUUCAAAUCGAACUCAUAAUAUUGAUGAAGAUGAUGAAGUAAAUCUUCUUAAUGAAGAAGAUCAAUUGUUAACUGAUAAUGAAAAAACAAAAGAUCAAUCUGAUGAGAAAACAACAUAUAUAUGUGAUAGAAAAUCUUCAUGUGGAUGUUCAUCAGAUUUAGCAGUUCUUGCACGUAUAUUUGGUGGUGAAGCAGUUUCAAGAAAUUCAUGGGGUUGGAUUGUAGGUUUAUAUCGUUCAAAUAAUUAUUAUUGUGCUGGUUCAUUAAUUUCAUCGACUUUAAUUCUAACUGCUGCACAUUGUAUAACAUCUGAAUUAUCAAAAUUAGCAAAAAUUACUGUAAUUGCUGGAAGUAAUAGACUUUCAAAUCGUGAUGGUCAAGGACAAAUACGUCGUAUUUAUGAAGUUUUUAUUCAUCCAGAUUUUGACAAAAAUUCAAAAGUUAAUGAUAUUGGCAUUAUUCGUUUAUCGACACCAUUUGAUAUGACAAAUUCAAAAUUAACUAUCGUAUGUUUACCUCAUGCAGUUACAGCUGAAUCAAUUGCUGAAGUAGAAUAUCCAGUACCAGGUACUACUCUUGUUGUCAUUGGAUGGGGUGCGACUGAAUAUAGUCCAAUGAAUCCAUCAACAACUCUACAACAAGUUACAGUCAAAGCAGUAGCAAGUACAUCAAGCGAUUGUACGACUUCUACCAAUGAAAUGGUCAAUGUUACUGUACAUUUUUGUGCUGGAAUAUCAGGCGGUGGAAAAGAUGCAUGCCUAGGUGAUAGUGGAGGUCCAAUAAUGGCUUUUGUUGAUAAUCGUUGGCAAAUUAUGGGUAUAACAUCAAUUGGUUAUGGAUGUGCUUUACCAGGUCACUCCGGCAUUUAUACACGUAUUGCUUAUUAUAUUCCAUUUAUUGAAAAAAUUAAAGAUCAAAAUCAAACAAUUUAUGCAUCAAUAAUUGCAAGCAUAACUAAUGGUUAUAAUAGAAUGCAAACGACGAUGAUAGAAAAUAUUAUUUUUAUUAUUUUAUUAUUAAUUAUUAACAUGUUUCAUAUAUUAUAA
Molecule: messenger RNA, 2880 nt
Organism: Rotaria sp. Silwood1
Lineage: Eukaryota; Metazoa; Rotifera; Eurotatoria; Philodinida; Philodinidae
Source: the annotation of a GenBank genome assembly